GCUGCAAUUUUGAAAUUCAAUAUUUCCAUUUCUCGAUGUUGUGAGUGCCGAAACCGGUAAUUGUGAGCCAGGGACCCCAUUUUGGCUAUCUCAACUCAAAUCUAAUGUUAAGGUGGGAGGGUCCCUUUAACAAAAAAAAAAAAUCAGAAAAAGUUUAAUUGAUAAACUUUGUAUCUGACGAAAAGUGAUGCUACAGCAACGAGAUGAAGAAUCUGAAUUAUUUUAAAACAAACUUGAUACAUGUUUUGUAAACAAAGAUGGCGGCGCCCUGCGGCGGGAGCGGCUUUCGUCGCUGGCUCGUUCUGUUAUUUUUAUUCGCCAACAGCUUAGGCUCGGAUCAGUUUAAUGAAUCCCUCCUCAUCAAACCAUUGAACAGCGGUCAUGUUAUCUCAAAAUUUGACUUUGUCAUCGGUACUGACAACAUUUCAGGCGCCCACUUCCACCUGGUGCCUCGCCAUCUGGCGGAGGUGAUCUCGCACCACCAUGUACAGGAGCUGCACCUGUCGCUUACACAGGGCUUCUGGCGACAUGACAUCUGGGGCUACCCGGCCCGACAGGCGGGUACUGGCGCCCAGCUCUGGGUCUGGUUCGACCCGGACACUCCCAGUGUCGAUGAAUCCUGGAGCAGCCUGGUGAAUGCCCUCUCUGGCCUGUUUUGUGCCUCUCUGAACUUCAUGGACCGUACCGUCACCACAUCGCCCGAGUUUGCCUUCCGACCAGCAGGCGUGGUGUCCGACCCGUCUGAGCUGGAGAGCCGUUUGUUGCGCGUGGCCAGUCUGCCACGUGAGGCCACCUGCACAGAGAACCUCACCCCGUGGCAGAAACUGCUGCCGUGCGGCGCGGCGAGCGGUCUGUCGACGCUGCUGAACCCGACCCACCUGUACAGCACCAGCUACCACUCGCUCAGCGUCGACUUCCGACCCGUCUGCGCCGACACGUCGUGCAGCCGCCUCCGUUAUGAGAUCACCCAGUCGGUGACGCUGGUUCACGAGCCGGUAACGACCCCGAGACGGGACGGGCCGCGGCAGGACUGGUCCAUGAAGAGCCUCUUCGGACGGGGUCUCUAUGACGCCUGUGCCGUGGCCGAACGCAGCGAUAUCUUUGUGGAUACGGCGGCGAACGGGAGCCAUCCGUUCGUGCUGAGUCCGGCACCCCACUCCGAGGUCACCUCGAUGGUGGCUGGGCACACGGCGACCUACGCCGCCUACAGCGUGACCAACCUGACAUCUGGCGGCGGCGGGGUGAACCUGCGCGCCGCCUACAGCCGGCCGCACCGACACGGCUGGACCCCGAGUCUCCCGCUGACCGUCACACAGUAUCAGACCGGCUCGGGUCAGUACUCGGUCGGUCUGAGCCUGCAGUUGCGGAAUGCCGACCGGCUGUCGCCGCUGGACGUGUCGGUUCUUCAGGUGGUGCCCUGGUACAUCCGGCUCUACCUGCACACACUGCAGGUCACGGUGGAUGGACAGGUCAUCAAGCCAGUGUACCAGCGUCUGGUGCCGGGCCGGGACCGGCAGCGGCCCUACACGCUGGAGCUGGGCGUCCGUAUACCCGCCGGACGGGUAGCCACCGUCAGCGUUCAGGCCGAGAGGGCGUUCCUGAAGUGGCACGAGUACCCGCCGGACGCCAACCACGGCUUCUACCUGCCCGGAGCGGUGGUGAGCGCCCUGCUGCCGGCGCAGAACUGCACACGACACCCCAUCAGAAGUCCGCCAGUGGAGGGAGGCCGCGUGUUUGUCCGUCUCUCUGCCGAGAACCAGCUGGUCACUCUGCCCACGCCCGACUUCUCAAUGCCCUAUAACGUCAUCUGCCUGGUCUGCACGGUGGUGGCGCUGGCAUUCGGGCCGCUGCACAACAUCUGCACUAAACGACUUUUGUUGGUUCCAGUCAGCGAGGAGAAACCUGGCAUCGUUGCCCGAAUAAAAUCUAACCUUGGUCGCUUGAUGUGGUGGCGACGAGGUGCGCACCAAUCAAACACUGCCACGUCACAGUUGCCUGCAGACGUCAGCCAAUCAGCGGCCGCCAAGGUCAAGUCCACCAAGGCAGACUGAGGCAUAGUUAUACAGUGGUUUUCGGUAAGUACUACUUGCCAAAAACAGAGGGGUGAAGAAGGCGCCGAAAUGACUGUUUUGGUUUUCAGCAACUAAAACCAGCAAAGAGUCAGUCAAUUACGGCGUUUCGGUUGCUCGAGAUGUCAUUCUUUACCAAGUGCGACUUCUCAGUAAGAAGCUGCAGCAAUCAGCUGACUAGCAAGGAUGUCUCACAAGAUCGAAACAUCUCUAAGAUCGUAGAUACGCUACGCAUCGAAGACCCCACUGAUACCUCUCGCUGGCUCAACUUGUCAUCUGUAAUCGCUAGUUGCACUGACGUUAUGGGUCAUUCUUCAAUGCCUCGAGAAUGUCUCUAAGCAAACAGUGGCAUGAAGACAGUGAUCUUUUAUCUGGUUUGCACGGCUACGAGCGUGAGGAAGCAUUUGCCCAAGGUUGUGGUAUGCAGUUGUAGAAUGACUGAUACAAUGCAUACAGACGAUGUUUUGUCAUUUGUGUGUGCUUAGAACGAAAGGUUAUGUUUCAUGGUCCGAAGCAUCCAUCCUCGAUUAAAAGCUAGUCCAAUCUUGAGCUGAACGAUGUAUCUUCGCACAAAGUGUGUUUUGCAUAGCCAUGUUGCCUAUUUCAUUUGUGGCUCCGAUGGCAUUUCCAAUUGAUGCUGUUUCAGACUUCCAUGUGGCAUAUGAGUGUCAUAGCUAAUGAUUUGUCGACCGCUUUGUAUCGUGGUGUGCUACCUGUUGGGUGUAAUAAAAGAUCAAAUAGAAUUAA
Molecule: messenger RNA, 2816 nt
Organism: Amphibalanus amphitrite
Lineage: Eukaryota; Metazoa; Arthropoda; Thecostraca; Balanomorpha; Balanidae
Product: GPI transamidase component PIG-T-like
Exons: 11
Coding region: 258-2051 (597 amino acids)
Biological process (GO): attachment of GPI anchor to protein
Cellular component (GO): GPI-anchor transamidase complex
Source: RefSeq, a predicted model, not a curated record